This is a messenger RNA of Plasmodium gonderi, 1086 nucleotides long. RefSeq names its product variable surface protein. NCBI's taxonomy places the organism in Eukaryota, Apicomplexa, Aconoidasida, Haemosporida, Plasmodiidae. Bases 1 to 1086 code for a protein of 361 amino acids. The record is from RefSeq and is a predicted model, not a curated record. The transcript is spliced from 3 exons.
AUGGACACUACAUAUACCAACGAAUUAGAUACAAGUAAAUUACCUUCCAAAAGAAUUUAUAACAUAUUAAAUGAAGAAUCUAUUGAUUUAAGGGAUAUUCAUGCACGUUGUGAAUUAUGCCUGCCUAAUUCACAUAAUAAAAAUGAAUAUAUUAGACUUUGUUCAAAGCUUGUUAAAUAUUUACAGAAAAAAAAUGAUAUAUGGAAAAGGUUAAAAAUCAGCGGAUAUCACUGCAAUCUUUUUUCAUAUUGGUUAUAUGAAAAAUUACUAAGAAUGUUAGACAAUAACGAACGUAAUACUUAUGAUAUUUUAGAUAAAAUUCAACAAAUAGCUUAUGAUGUUAUGAAAUAUAAAGGUGGUAAUUUAUUUAUUAAAUGUGAUCUUGAUCGUAAUUUUAAAACAAAAGAAGUAUGGGAAUGGAAAAAAACAUUUUAUGAUUAUUGCCUGGACUUUGAUACUAUAAAAAAUAUGCAUGAACCUGAUGAAGUCAAUUGUAAUAAAAUUAAUAAUUACAUUAAAGAAAAAAAAAAAGUAUUUAAUUAUUUUAAAAAUAUUUGCCAAAAUAAAAAUCUUGGCUCACAUGAAUGUCCAGAUGUUUAUUCAAAUUGUAAACAUUGUGAUCCUGAGGAAUUGAUAAAUCAUUUUAAAUGCCAUUCACAAGAGGAUCAGCAAAUGAUCACUAUAGAUCCCACAUUUCAGGAAGAAGAACAAGAACAAGAACAACAAGAUGAACAGGAACAAAGUUUAAAACCAAAUCUAGUAGAAUCGCCUAGAGGAGAACCAAGACAUUCUGAAAUAUUAACUCCUUAUACACAUGGAAUAUCACGUGCAACGUACGACAAUUACAGCUCAGCAAAAACGUUUGGUAAAUCACUUUUGGGAGUAGUAAUGAUUUCUAUGAUUUUUGGUAUUAUAUAUAAUUUUACAUCAAUAGGAAAGAGACUACAUCAUACCAUUGGAAAGUUAAAAAAUUCUAUAAUUAAUAAAAAUGGAGAUAAUAAUACUUCUUUUCCUUAUAACUCAGAAUAUGACUAUCCUUUAAAUGAGUAUCGAGAAGAGCAUUUUGUGGGAUAUAACACAUACUGA